This is a messenger RNA of Fusarium pseudograminearum CS3096, 1242 nucleotides long. RefSeq lists its product as uncharacterized. The record is from RefSeq and is a predicted model, not a curated record. The transcript has a single exon. NCBI's taxonomy places the organism in Eukaryota, Fungi, Ascomycota, Sordariomycetes, Hypocreales, Nectriaceae. The coding region runs from base 1 to 1242 and encodes 413 amino acids.
AUGUCAUCUAUUCGUCUCCCACCCCCGGUAGUAAUACCAGAGUCCCAGAGCACAGUCGAUGUCUACAUUAUUGAUACAACAAGCUACAUGAGCAUGGUCCCCGCCUCAAGCUUCGUGGAACCCCUCGUUUCUGGGUUUGAGACCCUCAACGCUGGCUCAUAUGCCUUCCUCAUUGAACACACUAGCUCCAAGCCAUCAAAACACGACACCAUGGUGUUUGAUCUGGGUGUUCGUAAAGACUGGGAACAUCUGCCCGAUACCUUUGUCGCAGCUGUCAAAGAAGAAGGAUGGAGCAUAGAUGUUCAAACAGAUGUUGCCUCCAUCCUUCGUGACAAUGGCCAGGACCUGAAAAGUGUUGGAGCUAUUAUCUGGUCGCACUGGCAUUUCGACCAUGUUGGUGAUCCGCAGACAUUUCCUUCAUCCACAGAUCUAAUUGUCGGUCCCGGCUUCAAACAAGGAGUAAUGCCAGGCUGGCCGACUGCCAAAGACUCACAUGUUAAUGAAACUGCUUGGCAGGGCCGUAAGUUGAUCGAAAUCGACUUUAGUGGCGAGGCAGCGCUUGAUAUUGGUAGAUUCCAGGCUUAUGACUUUUAUGGAGAUGGGAGCUUUUAUCUCUUGAACUCACCUGGCCAUGCAGUUGGACAUAUGUCGGCUCUUGCCCGCACAACAGCUGAUCCGCCUUCCUUCAUGCUUUUGGGCGGUGACAUUGCCCAUCACUGCGGUGAAUUUAGACCCUCCCCUUACACACCUUUACCCAACAUGAUCACCCCCAACCCUCUUAGCAAUACCCUCUUAGCGUGCCCCGGCAGGCUAUUCCUAUCCAUCCAUCCCUGGAAGGACCCGGAGAGACCCUUCUUUGACCCCACAGUGGGACCGGGCUGGCAUGACGAGGGAGUUCUUGCCAAGGAUAGUAUUGACAAGCUGAUCGAAGCGGAUGCAUACGACAACAUCUUCCCUGUAGUGGCACAUGAUAUGACACUGGUUGGCACAGUCGACCUCUAUCCUAACAAGGCCAACAACUGGAUGUCCCGGGGAUGGAAGGAAGACACACGGUGGGGUUUCUGUGGCGAUUUCACGCCUCUGGAUGAGGAGAUGGUCGCAAGGAACGGCCAGGUAGAAGUACUUGAGGGGCAUCAUGAAGUGAGAGAUUCCGCACAGGAUCCCAAGGUGACUUCGAUUGUUCAUAUGGAGUCUACGGACGUAGAUAAAAAGGCGAAGCUUCACGAUCCCUCAUUCGUAUAA